AGAAGAAUCAUGCCUUCAGAUUACAAGAUGCCCCAAGGAUCAGAUGCAAUGCCUGAAAUCAUAAUAAAAAUCAUCGGAGGUAAACAUUUUCAAUACCUCGUGGAGAAGCCAAAGAUUAAGCAUAAUGAGAGCUUGAGGACAGAAACUCAAACAGCACUCCAGAAACCCAGGGCUGAUAAUGCAAGUCAGAUGAGCAGGGACUUGCCGGCUCCCACAGACCCCACUGAUCAGCAAGCCAGUGAUAACCCAGAUGAAGAGGAAGAAAGCAGCCCCUACAGUGACUGAAAACCAGAAAACAGACAGAAGCUCCUAACAGAUGCAGUCACCCACAGAUUUCUGGAUGGCAAAAUUUCCCAUGAGACAAAAGUCCACUGCAGCUCUGCACCCACUGGAGACCAGUCCUUAUCCUAUCUUCACAGCCUUCCCAGGAGAACACACAGAGACUGGUCCUGGGAACAUGCCACAAGCACUGGCUCUGGUCAACCUGAGGAUGUUGUCCAGAUGCCAAGUGGAAUGACAAGAGAAGAUUCUUUUCUACUUUCUGUGGUCAGAAGAGAACUCAAGUCACAUCCUUUGAGCCCCAGCUUAUUAGACAAACUUCAGAAAGAACUGAAGACCAUGGACCCCAUUUCUUCAGGGUUUCUCCUCCAGUCACAGCUAAGCUGCCUUCUCCUGAAGCAUAACGUCCCUCUGCAGUUGCCAACAGUCAAGCUCCUUUGCCAAAGAUUUUCUAGGAAGAGUUCUCCUGACAUGGUCGAUUUUGGAAAGCUUCUCUGGUUUUUAAAAGAUAUAACUUCAGGUGAUUUACAGCAAAAGGAAUCACUUGUGGACAACAACCCUCAGAAAACUCAGAGUCACAGCAAUCAUACACAAAGUACCAUACCUCAGGAGUCCAGCUCACAGGCCAAAGUUAACAUGAUCCUGCUGGAGGUUUUGAAGAUGGUGCUAAGGACCACCAAUGACAAACUCAGUUUAGAGAAUCUUAGCCUGAGUUUCCGCAAAGAAGCUCAUGCAUUCUCGGGCUGCCUCCCCCCACCCAAGGUGAGGGCUAUAUGUGGGAAACAUGGAUUAUAUAUAACAUUAAGCCUGCUGGAAGCAUUGCUUAGCCACCAAGGUUUGGGUUACCAAGGUGAAAUAAAAUGGCAGAAGUUUGUUGAGUUGCUGAACAGAGCUUCUGAUUUGUUGUGUGACCUGCAUGCAAGGAAGAGUGAAGCCCCAGCCACCCCAGGGGAGCUUGACGUCCCAGAAACAUCUCAAAGCAAAGCUGAACAUGUGAAAACUCCAGAAGAAAUGCUGUGGCCAGAAAACCCUUCUGCUGAGACAUCAGCCCCACAAGAUGCUAUGAGCUCUCUGAAAAUCAGGCCAGUCUCCCAGCCUUUUGUAAGCCCAGCCAUGAAGGAUCCUGGACAACAGAUAUGGAUAGACAAGUUCAGGAAGCUGGAGAAAGCCCUCUACUUGUGUGAUCUCAGUAACACAGGAGUUCUGGAGAAGGAACGAGCCAGAUGCCUCAUUCAUAACUACAAUCUCAUUUACAACCUGUCCCUGAGUCCUCGGAAAAUAGACCAGGCCUUGCGGAGAUUCCGUUUGGGAGAAAAUAUGCUCUUGGAGCCAGCGCUGUGGUACUUAAAGGAGCUAUGA
Messenger RNA from Jaculus jaculus (lesser Egyptian jerboa), 1638 nucleotides. It is a transcript of the gene C5H1orf87, whose product is annotated as chromosome 5 C1orf87 homolog. Lineage: Eukaryota; Metazoa; Chordata; Mammalia; Rodentia; Dipodidae. The record is from RefSeq and is a predicted model, not a curated record.